This is a messenger RNA of Gossypium raimondii (Peruvian cotton), 2168 nucleotides long. Its product is annotated as cation/calcium exchanger 1. The record is from RefSeq and is a predicted model, not a curated record. Gene Ontology annotation, cellular component: membrane. The transcript has a single exon. NCBI's taxonomy places the organism in Eukaryota, Viridiplantae, Streptophyta, Magnoliopsida, Malvales, Malvaceae. Bases 262 to 2061 code for a protein of 599 amino acids. Gene Ontology annotation, molecular function: monoatomic cation transmembrane transporter activity. Gene Ontology annotation, biological process: monoatomic cation transport; transmembrane transport.
UUAAGCCUUGACUGGUGCAUUUUAAUGUGCUAUCUGUUGAGUAAAUGCAACAGUUGUAUUCAUUAUUCACUGUUAGUCUUAUUACUUCGAAAAAAACUUGCUUCUUGGAUAAUAUCCCCCACCUCUCCAUAUAACACAGCUUGAAAGAAAACCCAUCACUUACCCGCCAAGAAUGAACCUUCAGCAACCAUGAACUCCACAUCUCAACAUCCACACCCUUAACAUCAUUUCUUGCAAAGCUUCUUGUUCUAUCACCUGUGAAUGGCAACUUCAUUGUUUCUGGUUAAGAAGCUCCCUCUUUUAGUUAAUGUAUCCUUUGUUUUCCUCCUCUUCUUCUUUAUCAUAACUUAUGAUUUUCUUGGUCAAUCGAAUAAUGAGCAAAUUCCCAUCAUUAAUAGCCACUCUUUGAUCCCCCAUGGAAGCAACAAUGAUAGCUGCGCCAGUCUCCAUGACUUCACUGAUUAUAAGCAUAAGUGCUUGUAUGUUAGGUCUGAAAUCGGGUGCAGGCCUAAGGGAUACAUAAACUAUCUCCAGAUUUUUUAUUGCACUUGUGGCAGAUUUCCGAUCCUUGGCCAUCUUGUACUCUUUAUUUGGCUUUUUGUUUUGUUCUACUUAUUGGGUGAUACUGCUGCAAAGUACUUUUGCACUUCCUUGGAGAGUUUGUCUAAAAUCCUGAGGCUUUCCCCUGCCAUUGCUGGAGUCACCCUCCUUUCACUUGGCAACGGUGCUUCUGAUGUUUUUGCCAGUAUUGUUUCCUUCACGAGAUCUGGAAAUGCAGGUGUUGGCCUAAAUAGUGUCUUGGGUGGUGCCUUCUUUGUGUCUAGUGCUGUUGUUGGGGUUAUUAGCAUAACAAUUAGCCAUCAUCGGAUUCCGAUCGAUGAGCCGAGCUUCAUUAGAGACAUCCUCUUCUUCCUUUUAGCACUUUCUACCCUCGUGUUCAUCAUUUUUAUUGGUGAAAUCACUUUGUGGGGAGCUAUUUCUUUCCUCUCCAUCUACUUCCUGUAUGUUUGUGCUGUUUCUGCAUCACAUUUCUUCAACAAAAAGAAGGAAAGGAACAUGGAAUCCGUACCAGUUUCUUCUGUUUCAAACAGCAAUGAUAAUAUUGGAGAGGUUGGUAUACCGUUACUUGGUUAUGCAAGUGAUGAAAAAUCUUUCAUGGUGGAUAAAGGAGCUCACGAAAACCAAGAUGAAACCACAAAGUUUUUCAACUUUGAUUCACCAAGUUUUUACUACUUCGGUAAGUUUCUGGAUCUUUUGGAGUUACCUUUAUACUUGCCAAGGAGAUUGACCGUUCCAAUUGUCGAUGAGGAGAGAUGGUCCAAGCCAUAUGCAGUCAUUUCAGUGACAUUAGCACCAUUAAUGUUGGCCGAACUAUGCAAUUCUCAAAGGGAAAAAACCAUGGGUUCCAAAACCAGUUUGGUGACCUAUAUGAUUGCAGGAUUGGUUGGAAUGGUGCUGGGGAACCUUGCCUUUGUGACCACCAAGAAGUCUAGCCCACCAAAGAGGUGCCAAUUACCAUGGCUUAUUGGAGGAUUUCUAAUGAGUGUGACCUGGACGUAUUUUACAGCUGAGGAACUAGUAUCUUUAUUGGUUUCUUUUGGGAAUAUCUUGGGGAUAAGUCCUUCAGUUCUGGGGCUCACUGUCCUUGCUUGGGGAAAUUCACUUGGAGACUUAAUAUCUAAUUCAGCAAUGGCAAUUAAUGGUGGGGCAGAUGGAGUUCAAACUGCAAUCUCUGGGUGCUAUGCUGGGCCCAUGUUUAACACAUUGGUGGGUCUGGGGGUAUCAUUUGUUUGGUCAUCAUGGUCUCAAUACCCUUCUUCAUUUGAAAUUCCUAGGGACCCUUCUCUUUAUGAAACACUAGGAUUUCUAAUGGCAGGCUUGCUUUGGGCACUGGUAAUUUUGCCAAGAAAAAAUAUGAGAUUGGAUAGGUUCUUUGGGGGUGGUCUCUUAAUCAUUUACUUUUGCUUUCUCUUUCUCAGACUAGCCAGAGCUCUUGGUUUACUCAAACUUUAUGAGGCUUUCCCACCUCACACCCUAAAAUGGUGGUCUUCUUCAUUGUAAUUUCUGAUAGAUACAGAUAGCAGUAAACUAAUAUAUAUAUAUACACAAAUAUAUGGGAAUCAUUAUGUAUAUUAUGAAUCAAAAAUCAAUGCUGCUUUUCCAUUUCA